This is a messenger RNA of Xylona heveae TC161, 1443 nucleotides long. RefSeq names its product glycoside hydrolase family 17 protein. Gene Ontology annotation, cellular component: cell surface; extracellular region; fungal-type cell wall. Lineage: Eukaryota; Fungi; Ascomycota; Xylonomycetes; Xylonales; Xylonaceae. The record is from RefSeq and is a predicted model, not a curated record. The transcript is spliced from 3 exons. Bases 433 to 1335 code for a protein of 300 amino acids. Gene Ontology annotation, biological process: cell wall organization; carbohydrate metabolic process. Gene Ontology annotation, molecular function: 1,3-beta-glucanosyltransferase activity; glucan endo-1,3-beta-D-glucosidase activity.
ACGGAAAGCGAAUACAUUUAGGUAAUGAUGAACCUAAAAAAAGACAAAAACCUAUCGGAGGAACGAGGGCGAUCGACCCGUGAAAAAGGAAGGGAGGGAGGAAGGGAGGAAGGCAGUAUGAUGGUCUUUCUCCACUCGACCCUCGCAUGGUUCCUGCUCCUGAUCGACUUUUAGCUCGGACCGAACUUUGAAGGAGCGAGAGUCUUCGUCAGCCAACAACAAUUCUCCUGCCAUCAUCCUUUCACCUCUACACCUCCAUCACUUUUCAAACCCUCACCACACUCCUUCAUUAAAACUAACUGAUCUUCGCUCGUCUCGCUCGCUUUUAUCACAUUCUUUAUUUAUUUAUUUUUUCUUAUUUUUUUCAUACCCUCUUUCAAGUCCAAGACUUUUUCCUCUUUAUUGGACGACUUUUGACGACAGACUUGCAUAAUGCGCUUCUCCUCUGUCGUCCCUCUUGCCCUCGCGGCCGCUCCCGCCGUCGUCUCUGCCGCUGGCACUCUUGGUUUCGCUCUGGGCGACAAGAAGGCCGAUGGCUCUUGCAAGUACACGGCCGACUACGAGGCUGACUUUGACACCCUCGCCGGCCUCACCAAGGUUGUCCGCGGCUACUCUGCCAGCGACUGCAACACUGCCCAGCAGAUUCUCCCCGCCGCGAAGAACAAGGGCUUCCAGGUCUUGCUCGGUGUCUGGCCCGACACUGAUGCCUCCUUCGCCGCCGACAAGGCCGCUCUCCAGGCCUACGUUCCCCAAUACGAGGACCAGGUCUACGCCAUCACCGUCGGUUCCGAGUCCAUGUACCGUGGCACCUUCACUGGUGCUCAACUCUUGGAGAAGAUCAACGACAUCAAGGGCGCUUUCCCUAAUGUUCUCGUCGGUACUGCCGACAGCUGGAACAAGUACGCGGACGGCACUGGUGAUGCCCUCGUGACUGGCGGUGUCGACUUGCUCCUUAUCAACGCUUUCGCCUACUGGCAGGGCCAGGACAUUAACAAUGCUUCCGCCACCUUCUUCGACGACGUCUCCCAGGCUUUUGGUCACAUUCAGAGCCUGUCCGGCUCCACUGACAAGCCUAAGCUCGCUGUUGGUGAGACUGGCUGGGUUACUUCUGGCGGUACCUACGGCUCUGCUGUCCCUAGCGCUCAGAAUGCUCAGACCUUCUACAAGCAGGGCAUUUGCGGCAUCCUCGACUGGGGCGUUGAUGUCUACUACUUUGAGGCCUUUGACGAGCCCUGGAAGCCCGUCAGCAAGGGUGACAAUGGCGAGGUUGAGGACGAGACCGCCUGGGGUGCCUACACCGUCAACCGCGUCCCCAAGUUUGACCUCUCGUGCUAAACUCGUCGCUCGUCCCAUUUCCAAUUUCCCGUACAACUUAAUUCUUUGAAAAAUUCAAGGUCAACUCCGGAUUAGAUUUAUUUUUGGGUUUAUCCUUUUUUUUUUUUU